GCCUACUGACCAGGAAAGGGUGCAGGAAGAGGUGCUCAGAGGGGGUGGUACUCAGAGAGGCCAGGGUACUUGGGUUAAUCAUCACUGUGGCUCAGAUAAGGCCCUGCCAGCUGGAAGCUGAGUUAGUGUGACAGAAAGGUUUGCGUGGCUGAAGAGGCAGGCAUGACAGGGUGUCCACAGCGUGUGACCAUGCCGGGCACAAAACGGUUUCAACAUGUGAUUGAGACCCCAGAGCCUGGCAAGUGGGAGUUGUCUGGGUAUGAGGCAGCCCUGCCAAUCACAGAGAAGUCAAACCCACUGACCCAGGACCUGGACAGAACAGAUGCUGAACAAAUUGUUCGCUUGCUGGGGCAAUGUGAUGCUGAGAUCUUCCAGGAGAAGGGGCAAGUCAUGCCCAUGUACCAGUGACUGUAUAGUGAAUCAGUUCUGACCACCAUGGUACAAGUGGCUGGAAAAGUUCAGGAAGUGCUGAAGGAGCCUGAGGGCGGGGGGGGGCUGGUGGUGUUGAGUGGAGGGGGCAUCUCUGGCAGGAUGGCAUUCUUCAUGUCGAUAAUUGCUCCUUUGCUUUGUCAGAAAGGUUUAGGACAGAAACCUCUUUAUACCUACCUCAUUGCAGGAGGUGACAGGUCUGUGGUGGCAUCUAGGGAGGGGACAGAAGAUAGUGCUCUGCACAGGAUUGAGGAACUAAAGAAGGUGGCUGCUGGGAAGAAGAGGGUGAUUGUCACUGGUAUUUCGGUGAGACUCUUUGCUCCCUUUGUGGCAGGCCAGAUGGACUACUGCAUGGAUAACCCAACCAUCUUCUUGCCAGUCCUGGUCGGUUUCAACCCCGUGAACAUGGCCAGAAAUGACCCCAUUGAAGACUGGCGUUCGACAUUCUGACAAGUAGCAGAAUGGAUGCAGAAACUGCAAGAGAAACAGGAAGCUUUUGUGCUCAAUCCUGCAAUUGGGCCCCCGGGCCUCAGUGGCUCAUCCUGGACGAAAGGUAGAAACGCUACCAAGAUCCUGUUGGAAACCCUGUUACUGGCAGCGCACAAGACUGUGGACCGGGGGGCAUUCCUUUCUCCCAGAUGCCUUCUGGAAAUCCUGUGGACAUUUGAGCGGGCUCAUCAGGUGACCUAUAGCCAAAGCCCUAAGAGCGCCACCCUGAUGAAGCAAGCCAGCACCAGCCUGGAGAAAAAAGGCUGAGUGUACCUGGUUGGUUGGCAGACCCUUGGCAUCAUUGCCAUCAUGGAUGGAGUGGAGUGCAUCCACACCUUUGGUGCUGAUUUCCGAGAUGUCCGUGGCUUUCUCAUUGGUGAUCACAGUGAUAUGUUUAACCAGAAGGCUGAGCUCAUCAACCAGGGUCCCCAGUUCUCCUUCUCCCAGGAGGACUUCCUGACUUCCAUCUUGCCAUCCCUCACAGAAAUUGACACUGUGGUCUUCAUUUUUACCCUGGAUGACAACCUCAUGGAGGUGCAGACGCUGGUGGACCAGGUGAAAGAGAAGACUGCCAACAUCCAGGCCUUGGCACACAGCACUGUGGGGCAGUCCCUGCCGGUGAGGGUCCAGCCUUUAGGAGGGAACCUUGGGUGGCAGUUACAGCAAGGCCUUCCUGGAGAUCUUCUUCUGUUCCUCUUUCUGUCUCUCUUUCUCCAGACCCCUCUGAAGAAACUCUUCCCCUCCAUCAUCAGUAUCAUGUGGCCACUGCUUUUCUUCGAAUAUGAAGGGCACUUUAUCCAGGUAUGGAGCAUGAGAAAGUAUUAUCUAUAGAAAAGAACUCAGAAGAGGAGGGAUUCCAGAAAUUAGAAAACUCGAGGCUAGUGGGUAGAAAGCUUUGUUGGACUUCCACAAAGCCAGCUGGGCAAGUUCUUGGGCUACCAGGUCACUGGUCAGAGUUUCCAAGGCAGUGGCUCAGUUUUCUCCAGAAAUAUGCAAAAAAGAAAAAUGCAAAAAAGGCCAGACCACCAAUCACUUGACAGAUACUCAUUGGUCCUUUGUUACAGGUUCACUGUCAAUACCAUAGUCAUCCUCACUAUACAAAAGUCUUUAUGGUGUAGGUUUGCAAGUUUACUAUGCUGAAUUCACUGCAGGCAAUAUUACACUGAUACGGAUCCUGUUUACCAGUAAAAUUAUAAUCUGGUACACCCAUGAUGAUAACCACAGAAAUAAUAAUCACCCUGGGUGCACUUUGCAGUUUAGAGUUUGAAGUGGACAUCAGGACAUCUGGGUGUCAGUUCAGCUGUGCUUUGUAGCCCAAGAAAGAAAGCAGUUUUAUGUCUCUGGCCCUCAGUUUUCUCACUCAACACCUGUUUACCAUCCACAGGGCCCAACGAGGGCCCUGAAGGUUUGCCCUAGAGAGCCAUGGUCUCAUCCAUUAUUCAGAUCACCUCCUCCAGGAAGUUUCCUAACUCGAGCAGACAACAGCUGGAAUGUUGCCUUACCUGUACUCAGCUCACCAGAAGCCCUUCUCCCCCUGAGCCAGGGGAUCCAUGCUCCUUCCAACAUGUAUCUUUAUCUUCCUUUCCAAAUGCUCUUCAUUCGUCAAAACUUUACUUUUUGGCAUACCUUCCACAUUCAUUGUCUCCUUUGAGAUCUCACAUCUUCUAAGAAGUCUUCUCUGAUUAAACCCACAUUGUCUAGGCUCCUCCUUUAUGUGAUAUACCUCUCCACACUUACAGGGUUUAUUAUACAGUCAUCAUACCUAAUACACAUGUAGGCCUCUGCACUUUGCAAGGUAUUUCAUUUAUAAUAUCAGUUCUUAUAACAGUCUCCUAAAGGAUGUAUGUUUAAUGUCCCCCAUAUCUCAAAUAAGGAAGUUGAAACUAAGAGAUUAAGGGAUUAUAAUCAUGGCCACACAACUAAAGCAGGAGUCAGGACUGGAACCCCAGUCUGGUGACUCUAAGUCCGUGGCUGAUUUCGCUGUACAAUAUACACUUUGGCCAUACCUGUGAGUUGAGCCAGAUUCUUUUAUUAUUCAUUCAACAAAUAUUGUUUAUACACAUAUCACAUGCCAGGUACUAUUCCAGGGUUAGGGGAUACAGUAGAGAGUGUUAACCUGUGAUCUUUCAAAAGAUAUCUGUAUUUUUAAAGAAAAUUGUAAUUAUAAUAGCAAUAUUUUCAUUGUAAAAACUUUAGAAAAUACAGAAAUCAAAAGAAGGAAAAAAGUAUCCAUAACAGCCUUCUUCCCAAAAACCACUUAGACAAAUUAUGGAGAAUGUCCCUCUAGACUUUUUAUGCAAAUGUAAGUAUAUUUAUACAAAAAUAGGACCAUAUUUGACAUGGUGUUUUUAACUUGCUUCUCUUCAUUGAAAAUUAUGAGCACCUUUCUGCACAAUUAUAUCCACAUCAUCGUUUUUAAUGUUAAUGUAGUAUCCUGCUGUAUGGAUGUACCAUAAUUUGUUCACUUUUCCCUCCAUUGUUAGACAUUGUAGAUAGUUUCGAUAUCAUGGCUUUAAUCAAAAUACAGCACUGAACAUCCUUCUACAUGUAUUUGACUGUUUCAUGAGGAUAAGCCCUGGGAUGAACCUCAAAAGUCAAAUCACUGGGCCAAAAGGUGUGUAAAAUGUUAAGGCUUUUUUUUAAAUUAAAAAUUGUUUAAUGUUUAUUUUUUGAGAGAGAGAGAGAGCACAAGCAGGGGAGGGGUGGAGAGAGAGGGAAACAGAAUCUGAAGCAGGCACCAGGCACUGACCUGUCAGCACAGGGCCUGACCCCAGGCUUGACUCGGGGGCUCCAUGGGACUCGAGCUCUUGGACCUCCUCAAGAUCAUGACCUGAGCCAGGGUCAGAUGCAUAACCAACUGAGCCACCCAGGCGCUCCAAGGCUUUUGGAUACAGGUUGUCAAAGUGAUCUAAAAGGUUUGUAAACAAAGUAGAAAAUUGCUUGUUCCCCCAUACCCUUUGAAUACUGGGUAGCAUUGUUCUUUUUAAUCUUCACUAAUCAGCAAAGAAAGCGAAAUAGAACAAAAAGCACUCAGUGUUGUUUUAAUUCAUAUUCCUUUGAUGACUAUGGAAAAGUGUGUGAUGGGCAUUGAAGAGGGCACUUGUUGGGAUGAGCACUGGGUGUUGUAUGUAAGCCAAUUUGACAAUAAAUUAUAUUAAAAAAAAAAAGAUUAAAGGGCGCCUGGGGGACUCAGUCAGUUGAGCUUCUGAGUCAGAAGCUCAGUCACUUGAGCUUCUGAGCUGGGGUCAUGAUCUCAUGGUUCUUAGGUUCUAGUUCCGUGUCAGGCUCUAUGCUGCCGGUGGGGAUCCUGCUGGGGAUCCUGUCUCUCUUUCUCUCUCUUUGUCCUUCCCUGCUUGCUCUCUGUCUCUGUCUCCAAAAAAAAAAAAAAAAAAAAGUAUAUAUUGGCCAUUGAAUUUUUUUUCUUUAUUAAAUUACUUCUUCAUACCUUUUGGGAAUAUUCACCCAUUCUUUUAGAAGUGUCUAUUUUUCUUACUAAUUAUAAGAGGGAGUGUAUAUAGCAAGGAUAGCAGCCAUUUUUUCCUGUUCUAUAUUUUCCCCUAGUUUAUUACUAUUUUUUAUUUCUAUGUUUUUGAUGUAGAGAUGAUUUACAUUUUUCGAUAGUCACAUCUAGCAAUAUUUUGUGUGUGUGUCUAUGGCUUCUGUCUUUUGCUUGAAUCCAGUUUGUAUCUUUCUAAAUGUAUAGCAAUUGUUUGAAAUAAGGAGGUUUCCAUUAGUAAAUCUUUAGUUGCAGAAAUAUUUUUGAUGUAAACUCCCACACAUUUUUUCCUCCCACACUUUUAUUUUGAAAAUUUUCCACCCUACAGAAAAAUUGCAAAAAUAGGACUGUGAACACCCAUACACUUUUCCCUAGAUUAACCAGUCUUUAACAUUUACCACAUCUGUUUCAUCCCUCUUUUCCUCUGAAUUAUUUAAAAGAUACUUGGAGGUAUGAUGACAAUUGACAUAAAUUACUGUGUCCCCUAAGAACAAGGACAUUUGCAUACGUAACUGCAAUAUAAUUAUCACACUCAGGAAAAUGACAGUGAAUACGUGAAUACUAUUAUCUAACAUGCAGACUGUAUUAAAACUUCCCCAAUUCUCCCUGUAUUAUUUUUAUUUCCAGGCCUAGGAUUCAAUCAGAGAUAAUGCAUUGCAUUUAGUCAUCAGGUCUCUUUAGUUUCCUUUAUUCUACGUGAGUUCUUUAGCUGCUUUUUGUGUCCCUUAUGACAUUGAUAGCAUAGAAAUCUGGACCAAUUUGAUUUUAGAAUGUGCUUCACCUUGGAUUUGCCUGAUUGUUUCUUCAUUAUAUUCAGGUGAAGUUUUUUGGCAGGAGUACUGCAUAGGAGUACUGAUAUCCUUUAUCAGCCUAUCACAUUAGGAGGCACCUGAUAUCAGUUAGUCCCUUUAUUGGUGAUGCUAUGUUUGAUCAGUUACUCAAGGUAGUAUCAGAUUUCUUUGUGUCCUGUUCCUUAGCAAUCUUUCACCCAAUGGUUUUAGCAUGCACUGGUGGUUCUUGGUUGAAUCAAUUAUUACUAUGGUGGUUUUAAAAUGGUGAUUUUCUAUUUCUAUCCUUAUUUC
Acinonyx jubatus (cheetah) is the source of this 5496-nucleotide messenger RNA. It is a transcript of the gene GCKR, whose product is annotated as glucokinase regulator. The record is from RefSeq and is a predicted model, not a curated record. Gene Ontology annotation, cellular component: cytosol; mitochondrion; nucleoplasm. Gene Ontology annotation, biological process: response to fructose; carbohydrate derivative metabolic process; negative regulation of glucokinase activity. NCBI's taxonomy places the organism in Eukaryota, Metazoa, Chordata, Mammalia, Carnivora, Felidae. Gene Ontology annotation, molecular function: fructose-6-phosphate binding; enzyme binding; enzyme inhibitor activity.